This is a messenger RNA of Erythranthe guttata (spotted monkey flower), 1043 nucleotides long. The record is from RefSeq and is a predicted model, not a curated record. Lineage: Eukaryota; Viridiplantae; Streptophyta; Magnoliopsida; Lamiales; Phrymaceae.
AAAAGAAAAGAAAAGAUAGAAUAAAAAUGGAGUGUUUGAGCAUUGUGCAGUUUCUUGAGAACAAGAGCAUUCUUGUAGCUGGUGCCACUGGUUUUCUUGCAAAGGUGUUGAUAGAGAAAAUAAUGAGGGUACAACCGAAGGUGAAGAAGCUGUAUCUUCUAUUGAGGGCUGAAGAUUCUGUUUCAGCUCUUCAUCGUUUCAAUACUGAGGUGAUAGGUAAGGACUUGUUUGGGGUAGUAAAGGAGAAAUAUGGUGCAAAUUUGAAUUCUUUAAUCCUGGAAAAAAUUACUGUGCUGAAUGGUGACAUCACUCGUGACGACUUGGGAUUACAAGAAUCCAUUUUGGAAGAGCUUUUUCAAGAAGUUGAUAUUAUCGUAAAUUCAGCUGCAACCACUGAUUUUGAUGAAAGAUACGAUGUUGCACUAGGGAUCAAUACUUACGGACCUGCGAAUAUUUUAAAUUUUUCGAUGAAAUGCAGAAACUUAAGGCUCCUCCUUCACGUAUCAACCGCAUACGUGUGUGGGGAGAAGGAGGGGCUAGUUCUGGAAACGCCGUUUAACAUGGGAGCCACUCUGAACGGUACACGUGGACUGGAUAUCGAAAACGAGAAGAAAAUCGUGGACGAAUUAUUGAAAAAGCUCCGGGCGGAAUCUGCCCCGGAAAAAUACAUUGCAUCAACUAUGAAGGAAUUGGGUAUUCAAAGAGCAAAUAAGUAUGGAUGGCCCAAUACUUAUGCAUUCACAAAGGCAAUGGGAGAAAUGUUGUUGGGCCAUUUGAGAGAAGAAACUCCUCUUGUAAUAAUUCGCCCCACUAUUAUCACAAGUACUUUUCAAGAACCUUUUCCAGGCUGGCUUGACAGGUGUCAGGUAAACUUCAUCCAUUUUGAUGACAUGAACACUGAAAAUAUGAUAAGGGCAGCAAAGGAAAACUAUGGAAUAAUUGAGUAUGAAAUGUUCAACUUUGACCCGAAGACCAUAUUUUGGGAUGAUUAUUUCAUGUACACUCAUAUUGCCGCCGUCGUCAAAUAUGGCUUCCGCCGCUGA